AUGCCGCAGAACGACCACAUCGAACUUCAUCGAAAGAGGUACGGAAGACGCCUCGACUAUGAAGAAAGACAGCGAAAGAAAUUAGCCAGAGCUAGCCAUGAGAGGUCACAGAUGGCAAAGAAACUGCGUGGUCAAAAGGCUAAGCUUUAUCAUAAGAAGAGAUAUUCUGAGAAGGUGGAAAUGCGAAAGUUGAUCAAACAGCAUGAAGAGAAGCAACAGAAGAGUACCGUGGAAACACCUGAUCAGGGUGCUGUCCCGGCUUAUCUUUUGGAUCGUCAGCAGCAAUCUACUGGUACUGUGCUAUCUAACAUGAUCAAGCAGAAAAGGAAAGAAAAAGCUGGAAAAUACCAAGUGCCUAUUCCGCAAGUAAAAGCUGUCAGUGAUGCUGAAGCGUUCAAAGUUGUGAAAUCUGGCAAGACUAAUAGGAAAGGUUGGAAACGAAUGGUCACCAAGGUUACCUUUGUGGGGGAGUCUUUUACUCGAAAACCCGCCAAAUUCGAACGUUUUAUACGACCUAUGGGAUUGCGGUUUACGAAGGCUCAUGUCACUCAUCCAGAGCUGCAGACUACAUUUUGUCUCCCUAUUGUGGGUGUGAAAAAGAACCCAUCAAGUCAGAUGUAUACGUCAUUGGGUGUGAUCACAAAGGGUACCAUCAUUGAAGUAAAUGUCUCAGAAUUGGGUAUGGUUACGCAAGGAGGAAAGAUUACGGUGAAUGCUGAAGGAGGACUCCUCGAGAUUAUCGAAAGUCGCCAUACUGAAGUAUGUGAUCUUCUACUCGCUCUCGAUCUUUCAUUGGAGGGACUUUUUGGAUUUACGUUUGGGGCAGGUGAAACUGACGUGAAGUCCGGUACCACUGCGUAA
This is a messenger RNA of Necator americanus (New World hookworm), 861 nucleotides long. RefSeq lists its product as uncharacterized. The record is from RefSeq and is a predicted model, not a curated record. NCBI's taxonomy places the organism in Eukaryota, Metazoa, Nematoda, Chromadorea, Rhabditida, Ancylostomatidae. Gene Ontology annotation, biological process: maturation of LSU-rRNA; maturation of 5.8S rRNA. The transcript has 10 exons. Gene Ontology annotation, cellular component: preribosome, large subunit precursor; nucleolus. Bases 1 to 861 code for a protein of 286 amino acids.